Messenger RNA from Coregonus clupeaformis (lake whitefish), 1669 nucleotides. Its product is annotated as vascular cell adhesion protein 1. The transcript is spliced from 6 exons. Gene Ontology annotation, biological process: cell-cell adhesion. The coding region runs from base 226 to 1494 and encodes 422 amino acids. The record is from RefSeq and is a predicted model, not a curated record. Gene Ontology annotation, cellular component: cell-cell junction. Lineage: Eukaryota; Metazoa; Chordata; Actinopteri; Salmoniformes; Salmonidae. Gene Ontology annotation, molecular function: cell adhesion molecule binding.
UCUCAAUCUCUCGCUCUCUCACACACGGUUUCCUUCCUGCCUUCAAUGUUUUAAUUGGACAAUGGCUUUAACGAGUCUAUAAUAACAGGAAAAGAUCUUGCUCAGCCCUUCUCGUCACAUGCAUCCUGGAAUAUCCAGUCAGGUCUUUUUAAAGUAAAAGGUGGAUACCUUGCACGUUGAGUGGUCAAGCUCCGCAGCAAAACAAGCUCAAUAUUCUACCCGAAAAUGGAUAUGAAAAAAAUGCUACUUCUGCAACUGUGUGCCUUAUUCCAUGUCACAGUCGGUAGUCAGAUCGAAGAAGUAGCCAUUUCACCUCCUGGGAAAGAGGUAUUUGUGCUGGCAGGUUCAGCCUUCCAGUUCACCUGUGCUUGCGUGGGUAGUUGUAAAACACCACAGUUCAGGUGGACAAGAGCUAGUACUGACUCUGAUGGUACGCUAACCAAAAACGGCACUCUCAAAUUAUCCAACGUGACGCUUGAGGAUGAGGGCCCAUACACCUGCGAAGCAAAGUGCGAUGGCAGUUCAGAGAAAAAACGAACAACUGUCAAGAUGACUGUUUAUGCUUUUAGUCAACCUGUGUUGGUGAUGCCAAUUAUUUUGAUGGAAAAUGUGGCUUCUGAUGUAACAUGCAGUGUUGAUGCAUUUGACCACGUUGACCAUGUCCACAUAAACUGGUAUCUAGGAAGUGAGCUUCUUAAAAAUGAAAGCCAGCAGCCAUUGGAUGCAGCUAAGGUGACAGACACACUGACUCUUACUCCCCUGAGGGCCCAUACUGGGAAGAAACUGACCUGUGAAGUGAAAGCAGACAUGAACAACAACUCAAAACAGAGUUUUUCCUAUCUAGACAUACACUAUGCACCCAAGGUCAACAUCAGUGCUUCCUCGUCUGGGAUGGAAGAGGAGGAAGUGGUGAUGAGCUGCACAGGUGACGGUCACCCUGCCCCCACCAUUGAGUGGGAGAAAAAAGGGGAAAUCUGGCCCAAGAAUCUUCAUCGACACACACAAGGAAUCGUCACGGGCCGGCUUCACCGCAGCAACCAAGGGGUUUACCAGUGUGUGGCCAAGAAUAUGGUGUCCGAGGCAAAGGAAGAGAUGAAACUGGAGGUACAAUAUGGACCAGCAAACACAAGUAUCCAGGCCUUCUCACUGCAGGCCAUGUCCUAUGGGGUUCAGCUGAACCUUACCUGCUUGUCAGACAUGCAACCCAAAGCCAAGCAGUACGUCUGGACCAGGAUCCCAGGUAUGGCCCUACCCAAGGAGGCCGUGGUUACAAACAGCCAUUUAAUCAUAGAGAACUUCCAAGAGCACCACCAAGGCAUCUAUGAGUGUAGAGUGAUUCACCACAGUGGGAAUACAGAGAGAGCAUUCUUUACCGCCUCUGUACAAGCGGAGACCAAGUCUACUCAGUUGGUGGCUGCAGUGACUGGCAGUCUUGUCAGUGGAAUCACAGGAGGGAUCGUGGCAGGAUUCAUGUUAGCUAAAUGGCUCGAGUGAUGCUACCUUAGAUCAUCUCACUGUGUGGGAUCUAUUCCAGAGCCAUUCAGAUGGUCUCACCCAGAGUGCCUUACAGUCAAUUCAUACAGCGAAGGAGCUUAACAGCUAGUAAUGUACAGUGCCUUCAGAAAGUAUUCAUACCCCUUGACUUAUUCCACAUUUUGUUGUGUUACAG